UUUAUCUUAAUAAUAUACUUCACAAAACAAAUAGAACCUCGAAGAAAAUACUCUUAAAUAUUUGAUACAGUUAUAGUCAUUAGGAUAAUGACUAGAACUCGACCUCAAACCAAGGUAAAUCCAACCCGGUUUCAGUGCCAUUAGUGACUACAUUGAUGUUUAACCCCCAUGGAACCUCCAAACCUCCAAGCCCCAUUUCCCAAAGACACUUUAAAAACUUUAUACUUGAUGACAUUCGGAGUGAUGCGUUUGCGUUUCGUCAAGUUCGUUUUAAUUUCGAUUUUUCUUUUUCAUAGUUCGAUCGGAGUGGUACAAGUGAUCGAUUUGCUUUCAACUUUCGACGGUAAGCAGUUGCUUCAGUACGGACCAUGCUUUCUGAUCAGCUGCUCUUGUCUGGUGAACAUCGCCACAGUGCUGAGCACACAAGAGCUGUUGUCAAAGCUCUUCAUUAAACUGGCCAUGUCGAGGUUUCGAACCCUGGAACGACUUCCACUGCAGAUCACUCGAAGGAUUCUUUUCGAGUCGAAAAUGGUCACUCUGGCCGAAAUCGGGACACUGAGUGUUCUUUUAAUUUACUCGGCUUCGUAUUUUAGACUCUUCGGUAACGAGAAGUUCGUAUACGGGGUGGUUUUAUUCAAAAGAACUUUUACCAAAAUGGCGGAUUAUUUCUGCUUGGUGUACUUUAGCACCUUGCCUAUUUUAGCCUACGUUGCUUUUAUCAAUGGAGGUGUGAUUAUUUACACUCUGAUGCACCUCAGGUUCUACAUGUUUCUGAUUAAUGGCCACUUGGAACAAAUUUUCGUCGACUACGACCUCAUUAUUGACGACUAUGCUAAAUUGAAGGACCAGAACUACCAAGAAGAAGUCUUCGAGCAACUGAAAAACUGUAUAGAAAGACACCAACCGAUCAAACUAAUAGAAAAGAAACUCAAUGCGAAACUUCUUCCAUCUUUGGUGCUGUUGCUUUAUCUAAGUGUAGCGGCUGUUAUCAGUAUGUUGUUUAAUGUGUUGAUUGAUCACAGCACGUUCGAGUUUUUUCUGGCAGUUUGUAGUAUGAUUGUGUCUACAAUUACGCCCAUGCUGGUCGUCCACAUUGGACAGAUUGUCAAAAAUGAGUAUGACAGGAUGUACGAGAACACUCUAAAUUUUCCGUGGAUUAUUUGGGACUGCAGGAAUAGGAGGGUGCUGAUUUUUUUUAUGCUGAAUUUGCAAAAAUCGUUCCAUUUAGGGCAGCCAGGUUUCGUGCUUUGUCAAUAUUCCUUCCUUCCCACGGUCUUGAAUUUUCUGUGGACCGUUUCUACGUUUAUUGUACAGGUCAGUGUGUGAUUUUUUUCAAAGAUGUAUUUAGAAGUUGAAAUAAAAUAAAUAUUUAACAUA
Zophobas morio is the source of this 1377-nucleotide messenger RNA. RefSeq lists its product as uncharacterized. The coding region runs from base 169 to 1326 and encodes 385 amino acids. Gene Ontology annotation, cellular component: plasma membrane. The record is from RefSeq and is a predicted model, not a curated record. The transcript is spliced from 6 exons. Gene Ontology annotation, biological process: detection of chemical stimulus involved in sensory perception of smell; sensory perception of smell. NCBI's taxonomy places the organism in Eukaryota, Metazoa, Arthropoda, Insecta, Coleoptera, Tenebrionidae. Gene Ontology annotation, molecular function: odorant binding; olfactory receptor activity.